AAACACAAUGGAAAUCACUGCUAAUUGAAAGCUAAACUGAAAGUUGACUUAAAAUGGUAAUUGCAUUUGUUGUUAACUAUAAGUAAUAAUGAAUGGAACAGGUGUUGACUAUUGUCCCAUGGUUCAUUUGGUUAUAUAAAGAAACUGCAUUACCCUAUGUAACAAAACAAAAUGGACAAUGUAACGAUUAAUGUGGCAGACAGCAAAGGUAAUGUUUUCAAUCUAACCGUUUCCAAGGACAUUGCUGAAAGGAUGAAGAAUGAUCAAAAGUUCCUUUCCUCUGUGAUGAAGAAAGUAUCAGCCGUUGAAACAAAACAAGCUCUCAUCAGUGGCCCAGCCUGUGCUCCAAACCUCCCCCAACCUUUUACUCCAUGCCCCACUACCUCCAGUAUGUCACCUGUACCCCUAAACCUCAGUUUUGUGAAGCCACUGCCACCCUCAGCCAGCCAGUACCCUGUUACCAUCACUAGGCCCCCUGUACCACCCUCAGCCAGCCAGUGCCCCAUUACCAUCACUAGGCCCCCUGUACCACCCUCAGCCAGUCGGUCCCCUGUUACCAUCACUAGGCCCCCUGUACCACCCUCAGCCAGCCAGUGCCCCAUUACCAUCACUAGGCCCCCUGUACCACCCUCAGCCAGCCAGUGCCCCAUUACCAUCACUAGGCCACCUGUUCUACCCUCAGCCAACCAGUGUCCCUUUACCAGCACAAGGCCCUCUGUACUACUUACCUCCACUGUAAAGGACCCACCAUCUGCCACUCUCCAAUCUGAUCUGUAA
Molecule: messenger RNA, 777 nt
Organism: Misgurnus anguillicaudatus (oriental weatherfish)
Lineage: Eukaryota; Metazoa; Chordata; Actinopteri; Cypriniformes; Cobitidae
Source: RefSeq, a predicted model, not a curated record